Messenger RNA from Pelobates fuscus (common spadefoot toad), 582 nucleotides. It is a transcript of the gene ATP5PF, whose product is annotated as ATP synthase peripheral stalk subunit F6. Gene Ontology annotation, biological process: proton motive force-driven ATP synthesis. The coding region runs from base 122 to 445 and encodes 107 amino acids. Gene Ontology annotation, molecular function: proton transmembrane transporter activity. Lineage: Eukaryota; Metazoa; Chordata; Amphibia; Anura; Pelobatidae. The record is from RefSeq and is a predicted model, not a curated record. The transcript has 4 exons.
GGACGGCUUUUUUCCCGGCAUCCUCCCUGUCGUGACGCAAUCAGCGUGCGUCGGCAGAGUGUGACAGAGGUGCAAGGUGACCGCUUGUUUGGAUCCCGGAGAGUGAGCAUCACGUGUAACCAUGAUUCUUCAGCGCUUGUUUAGUUUCUCAUCUGUCUUACGGAGCGCAGUCUCUAUCCAUCUACGUAGGAAUAUUGGAUUGACGGCUGUUGCAUUCAACAAGACCAGAGAGCUAGAUCCUGUCCAAAAGCUGUUUGUGGAAAAGAUUCGGGAAUACAACACUAAGAGCCAGAAACUCAAUGGCCCUGUUGAUGCCGGUGCUGAAUACCAGAAAGAUCUGAGUGAAGAUAUCAGCAAACUUAAUAGGCUAUUCGGUGGAGGGGACAUGUCCAAAUUCCCAGAUUUCAAGUUUGAAGAACCUAAAUUUGAGGAAUCUUCAAAAUAACCGCUUCUGGCCUGUAAGAAGAAAUGUUUCUUGUACUUCUGUUGCAUUGCCCACACCGAUAAUUUAAUAAAACAUCUUGCUGAUCCAUUUGCAGUUUUUGUUGUGUGUCUGUACAAUAAAGGUUACCUUUACUGAUA